AGAGAUAAGAAUCGGAAUAAUGGCUUGUCUACGAAAUGUUAUAAUUAUCAGUCUAUCAGGUUUGGCGUUCUCGUGUUGUCCUGAUGGUUGGAGAAAGGGCAAGAACUCGUGUUAUUUCAUUAGCCCUGGAAAUGCUACAUGGUCACAAGCAUCGAACAUUUGUCGAGCUUUUAAUGGUGAACUGGCUGUAAUUAACGAUGCAGCAGAAAAUGCUCUUCUGGGAAGAAUCAUCACUAAUAUAAAAGGAGCUUUCAAGAAAGACUUUUGGAUAGACGGAUCGGAUGCUGUGACAGAAGGGAUAUGGUACUGGGCUUCAACCAUGGAAAACUUUGGAUACACAAACUGGGGGAUCGGCGAGCCUAACAACCAAGGAGAAGUGGAGGAUUGUGUGGAAUUUUACUUAUUAGAUUUCGUGUGGAACGAUGAUCACUGCAACACUCUUAAUCACUUUAUCUGUGAAAAAGAAUUGUCCUCUAGUUUGGCAGGAGAACUUAUUGGAUGAUACGUGAAUUUUGUAAAAAUAAUCCUAAUAAACACCAAUAAUUGCGUUCUC
Messenger RNA from Ostrea edulis (European flat oyster), 553 nucleotides. RefSeq names its product perlucin-like. The transcript is spliced from 5 exons. The record is from RefSeq and is a predicted model, not a curated record. NCBI's taxonomy places the organism in Eukaryota, Metazoa, Mollusca, Bivalvia, Ostreida, Ostreidae. Gene Ontology annotation, molecular function: signaling receptor activity. Bases 20 to 502 code for a protein of 160 amino acids.